Messenger RNA from Protopolystoma xenopodis, 300 nucleotides. Lineage: Eukaryota; Metazoa; Platyhelminthes; Monogenea; Polystomatidea; Polystomatidae. The record is from the annotation of a GenBank genome assembly.
AUGGAAUCCUGCUCAGGCGAUCUUAAGCAGCUAAGUAAGCGUCAAUCAUUUUCACAGUUUACCGAAACAGUCGCCACGUCUACUUGUACAGGCUCUUGGCCGGAACUGUCUAGCCCUCAGGUCUUCUUGGACACUUCUGAUCAGGCAGAACAGUUUAAAGAGCGCAAAGCUGAUGAUGUAUCUGCUGCAUAUGUCAAUGAGCUUGAUUUUCCUACGCCAUAUCAACAUUUGGUCUGCUUUCAGCUAGAAAAUCGAGUAUGUUUAAUGUCGACUGUGUUACAGCUUAUCAUUUUGUUAUAA